GAUGAGCUGGAGGUCUGAGUCAAGAUGGCGCUGGUACGAAUGAGGAACGCGAAGGGCGGGAACUCCACAGAGAUAGAGAAGAAGAUUAAAAGGGGUCAUGCUCUGAGGCAGGGGUCUGUGUGGAGGGGGUACCGAGGACUCGUGGCCCUGCUGCUGGUUGCUGUGUGUGUGUGCAGGACCUGGUGGUACAUGAGCUCUGUGGACAGUGACAUCACAGCGACACUGGUCAGCCAGGGGGAGCUGGUCUCCCCUCUCCCCAGAGUCUACACCGUCCCGUGCUCCGAAGACUACGAGAACUACAAACGCUACCCAGGAUGCACCCCUCACAGGUGUGGCCGUGCAGUCACAGACAGUGUGGUCAGCAGGGAGGAGGCUCAGGUGCUCAGGAGGCUCGCUGAGAGGGGGCUGGCACUGGCCGGGUCAGAGGGAGGGGCUUCCAUACUGGACCUGCACUCUGGAGCGCUGUCGAUGGGGAAACAGUUCGUCAACAUCUACAGGUAUUUUGGGGAUCAGAUCAGGGAUGUGAUCACACCUGAGGAUUUCCAGCUCUACAGAGACGUACGUGAGAGAAUCCAGACGGUCAUAGCUGAGACGUUUGAUCUGGACCAGACUCUGAUGUACCUCACCAAGCCCACCUUCUUCUCCAGGAUCAACAGCACGGCAGCCAAGACCCAGCACGACGAGUACUGGCACCCACACAUAGACAAGGUAACCUACGGCUCCUUCGACUACACCUGUCUCCUCUACCUGUCUGACUACGGCUCCGACUUCACCGGAGGAAGAUUUGUCUUCAUGGACCAGAAUGGAAACCAGACAGUGGAACCCCGGGCAGGACGAGUCUCCUUCUUCUCCUCCGGCUCUGAGAACCUCCACCGUGUGGAGAAGGUGACGUGGGGGACGCGCUACGCCAUCACCGUGUCCUUCACCUGCGACCCUGCACACGGCAUCUCUGACCCCGCCCUGCCCUGAGGCACCCUGGGUGAUGGCGCCGCCCACGGAGUUGGACGAACCCUGUAACAAAAGAGGAAGGACAGAGUGAGGGGCUGUUUGUGAAGGUUUGACUGUUCAACCUUCAACAUGUGUACAUGUUAUUUUCAGGUGUUGACUCUCACUGACUGAGAGAGUACACCUUCAUCCUCUCCUGCAGUCUCUGUUCUCACUGCUCCGUCCUCAUCGCUGGUCUCAGGUCUGGUCUCAGGUCUGCCUGGUUCUUCUUCAUCAUUGGGGAUCCAGCUCUCUUUUCUUCAGAGAGGCUGAAGCGGGAUUUCCUGUGUCUCCACGCGUUUCUCAUUUGAAGCACAGAUAUAGAUCUGUUGAAUCAAUCCUUCGUCAUCCUCGCCCAGCUCUGACCCAGGAGGAGUUUUCUUCUAAGAAGAACCUUUUCUCUCAGUGACGUUAACAUCUACUUCAACAUGGUGGAGAACAGCUGAAAUAAAACACUGACAGUUCCUGAGAGGCUCUUCUCUCUUCUCUUCUUCUGUUUUAUAUCAUCAUUAAUCUUCUCAGUGUCAAGUCUAAUAUUCAGUUCUCAUUAAAUGAACUAAAAUCA
This is a messenger RNA of Seriola dumerili (greater amberjack), 1549 nucleotides long. It is a transcript of the gene ogfod3, whose product is annotated as 2-oxoglutarate and iron dependent oxygenase domain containing 3. The record is from RefSeq and is a predicted model, not a curated record. Lineage: Eukaryota; Metazoa; Chordata; Actinopteri; Carangiformes; Carangidae. Gene Ontology annotation, molecular function: iron ion binding; L-ascorbic acid binding; oxidoreductase activity, acting on paired donors, with incorporation or reduction of molecular oxygen. Gene Ontology annotation, cellular component: membrane. Bases 25 to 969 code for a protein of 314 amino acids. The transcript has 9 exons.